ACUAGACAUAAUUAUCCAAAGAGUAUCCAAAGCUGUCUUUUUUAUUACUAGCUCUCUCGAUCACAUAAACUCUGUUUCUAUUUUAAAAAAGAUCCUGAGCAGAUAUUGCAGGGUUUGUUCGUUUGGUCGAAAACUAUGAAGAAAGUUUGUUUCUUUGUGAUCCUUGUCUGCUUAAACGCAGCGUCGUUUCUAGUGGCUGCUGAUCCACAAACGUGUCCUGCGGAUUUGGGAGGGAAGUGCAGUGAUUCUGAUGAUUGGCAAGGAGAGUUCUUCCCUGAGAUCCCUCAGAUUAAGUAUGAGGGACCUUCUAGCAAGAACCCACUUGCUUACAGGUGGUAUAACGCUGAAGAGGAGAUUCUUGGCAAAAAAAUGAAGGAUUGGUUUAGAUUCAGUGUUGCGUUUUGGCAUACGUUCCGUGGGACUGGAGGUGACCCAUUUGGUGCUGCUACAAAGUAUUGGCCCUGGGAAGAUGGUACUAACUCUGUCUCUAUGGCCAAGAGAAGAAUGAGAGCCAACUUUGAGUUUUUGAAGAAACUUGGAGUUGAUUGGUGGUGUUUCCAUGACAGAGACAUUGCCCCUGAUGGCAACACACUUGAGGAAUCUAACAAAAAUUUGGAUGAAGUUAUUGAACUCGCCAAAGAACUCCAAAAGGGAAGCAAGAUCAGACCAUUAUGGGGAACAGCUCAGCUUUUCUUGCAUCCUCGUUACAUGCAUGGAGGAGCAACCAGCUCUGAGGUUGGAGUCUAUGCUUACGCCGCUGCUCAGGUGAAGAAGGCCAUGGAGGUGACACAUUACCUGGGAGGUGAAAACUAUGUUUUCUGGGGCGGUCGUGAAGGUUACCAGACGCUCUUGAACACUGAUAUGGAAAGAGAGCUUGAUCAUAUGGCCAGGUUCUUUGAAGCUGCUGUUACUUACAAGAAGAAGAUUGGAUUCAACGGAACGCUUUUAAUCGAGCCGAAGCCUCAAGAACCAACCAAGCACCAGUAUGACUGGGAUGCUGCAACAGCUGCCAACUUCCUGAGGAAAUACGGACUUAUCAACGAGUUUAAACUCAACAUUGAGUGUAACCACGCAACGCUUUCUGGUCACACCUGCCAUCACGAGCUUGAAACUGCAAGAAUUAACGGUUUGCUUGGUAACAUUGAUGCAAACACUGGCGAUGCUCAAACUGGAUGGGAUACAGAUCAGUUUCUUACAGAUGUUGGAGAAGCAACCAUGGUUAUGAUGAGUGUCAUCAAAAACGGUGGGAUUGCUCCAGGAGGCUUCAACUUCGACGCCAAACUGCGAAGAGAGAGUACAGAUGUUGAAGACUUGUUCAUUGCUCAUAUUAGUGGAAUGGACACAGUCGCUCGUGGGCUGAGAAAUGCAGCCAAGAUCUUGGAGGAUGGACGUCUAAGUGAAUUGGUAGGAAAGAGAUACUCAAGCUGGAACUCUGAACUUGGGAAGCAAAUAGAAGAAGGCAAAGCUGAUUUUGAGUAUCUUGAGAAGAAGGCUAAAGAGUUUGGAGAACCAAAGGUUCCUUCUGCUAAACAGGAACUCGCUGAGAUGAUCUUCCAGUCGGCGAUGUAAUUGUGGUUGAAGUAGAAACUUUCUCUCUUGUCUUGGAGAAGUUUGAAAAAUAAAGGACUAAAACGAUGAUUAGAGAUGUUGGUUUUAAUUAGUUUCAGCUUAUGUUAUGCUUUCACACUCCUACCGUCCUACGUCUUGCCUCAAAUAGUCAAAUUGAAUAAGAAAAACUAUUUGGGCCUUA
Molecule: messenger RNA, 1750 nt
Organism: Raphanus sativus (radish)
Lineage: Eukaryota; Viridiplantae; Streptophyta; Magnoliopsida; Brassicales; Brassicaceae
Product: xylose isomerase
Exons: 14
Coding region: 136-1569 (477 amino acids)
Biological process (GO): carbohydrate metabolic process
Molecular function (GO): xylose isomerase activity
Source: RefSeq, a predicted model, not a curated record